Cryptosporidium ubiquitum is the source of this 1572-nucleotide messenger RNA. RefSeq lists its product as uncharacterized. The record is from RefSeq and is a predicted model, not a curated record. The coding region runs from base 1 to 1572 and encodes 523 amino acids. Lineage: Eukaryota; Apicomplexa; Conoidasida; Eucoccidiorida; Cryptosporidiidae. The transcript has a single exon.
AUGAUCUCAGCAAUUAUUGAAAAUAUUGAUAAACAAGAUUCAGAUAUUCUAAGUAACAGAAAAGAUCUUGAGCUUGAUUAUGCAAGCAAAAAGCCGAAAAACUUUAAACAAGGCAACAAAAGAUGGUUUAGGGCUAAGAAAGAUCUUAUGAAAUUUACUCCACAAAAGGGUAUUGAGCUCGGGAAGAAAAUUGCUCGUAAUGCAUCUAUUGGAGUUAUUUGGAUAUACGAACCAGGACUAUUAUUAGCAGAAGAAUUGGUGGCACCUUGUUUUGGUAUAAUAAGUUAUUACCCAAACGUACAAGUUACUGUAAUGAAAGGAGAAAGAUUUUUAGGCAUUAUUUGUGACGCUAGAGAGCACAAACCGAUUAAUACUGACCGAUUUAAAUGGUAUACAGCUAUAGGAAAUGAUCUUGCUUUUACUGCAAGAUACUAUGUAAAAGAAGGAGCAUACAUAAAAGAGGGUCAAGAGCUUGGCUAUCUUUCCAGGCCAGCUAGAUCUGUUGGGAGAGUAGCAAUGAAAUCUAAAGCAAGAUGCUCAGGAAUCAUUGUAUUAUGCAAAACUGGCCCAGUUAAUUCUGGAGAGGAGUUUUUAAGAAUAUCAUGUGAUGCUGCUCCAGGUACAGCCGAUGUUAAGAACAGUUUAGUUGAUCAAUCUCACACAUCUCUCCUUGAUCAAUCAGAUAUGGGAAAGAGUAUCCCAAAGCUUAGAGGUCUUGCUCAGAUUUCCCCAGAAGAGGCUAAUUAUGAUGGGGAACAGUUUAAACUUCCUCAAAUAAUGAAUUCUGGAGAAGGUCCUGUAAUUAUUGAAGAAAAUGACAAUUCUGAAAAGGAUAAAAUCCUUAAUACUGAUAAAAACACUCAAGAUUCGAAAAUAACCAAAGAAAAUGAAAAAGGAGAUAACUUUCUAGAUAGCUCAAAUACCCUUGGUGAUAGUAUUUCCUCAUCUAACUACAAUUUAGAAAUCAAUCCCAAAGCUCUUCCACCAACUUCUAAUGCUAAGAAAGGUAAUAACUUUUUUGACUUCGACUUUGAUGAAGAGGAAGAUGAUGGAAUUAAUGACGAAACUGAGUAUAAGAAAGUGAUUGAAGGUGAACAGAAAGAAAGCAAGGAUCAACCAGAAAAUGUAGAGAAAAAACUAGAAAUAGAGAUACAGGAAAAGGAAAGAUUGGAAAGAGAAAGACUUCAAGUGGAGAUACAGGAAAAAGAGAAAUUGGAAAGGGAAAGACUUGAAAAAGAGAGAUUAGAGAAAAAAAAAUUGGAAAAGGAAAGACUUGAAAGAGAGAGAUUGGACAAAUUAGAAAAAGAAAAACUGGAAAAAGAGAGACAAGAAAAUUCAGGUACAAAAAAGAAAUCUCUGUAUACAUCUCCGUCUAUCUCAGAUUCUCCUGAUCUUCACGUAAUCAUACAGAAUCACAGAGGUCUAGCGGAGCAAAAUCCCAAAAAACCAAAGGAAAAGAAUAAGGAAAAAAAGCACAAUAAAAUUGACUCUGUCAGAACUGGAGGUGGACUAGAUUUAGAUGGUUUGAGUUCUAGUCUUGUAAGUGAAGCUGAAAUCAGUCUUUUGGAUUAG